Metarhizium album ARSEF 1941 is the source of this 819-nucleotide messenger RNA. RefSeq names its product Speract/scavenger receptor. Bases 1 to 819 code for a protein of 272 amino acids. The transcript is spliced from 3 exons. Gene Ontology annotation, cellular component: membrane. The record is from RefSeq and is a predicted model, not a curated record. Lineage: Eukaryota; Fungi; Ascomycota; Sordariomycetes; Hypocreales; Clavicipitaceae.
AUGAACAACUUUGGCGUCAUCGAGCUCGCCAGCGCGAAAACAACAUCCGCGCCGGGAUGGGCCUACGUGCCGGACACGGCCAUGGGCCCCGGAUCCGCGGGCAUGCAGCCUGCCAACAGGAAACGCGCGCGCAAUCCGACCGGUGGAGGGCCAAGUCUGGGUGAUUUGACGGCCAGACAAGAGACCAAGAUGCGGAAGGAAGUCGAGGCCCUGGAAAGGGACGGCUCAAAGGAUAACACAAUCCCCCUGCCCGCGAAGGGCGGCCGAACGCAAACCAAGUUCACCCCCAACGUCCGAAAAGUAAUGCAAUCCCAAAAGACAUUUGCGAACCACCUCGACGACUACCUCGCUCUACAAGCCCUCGAGGCCCAACCAUCUUCCAACGCGAGCAAACGGCCCGCGGCCGGCAAGAGGGACACCGCGACGUCUACGCCCAAGAAUUCUACGCACGAUGACGACGUUGUCAUGGCAGACGACUUGCCUCCUGUCUUGCCGCCGCCGUUCAAAGCGCCGCCCGCACCGCACCCCGGCGAUGACGACCCGCUGCUCGUGUCUCGCGUGCCAGAGAUGCCCGCACCCGCCGUUGUCGUAUCUCGAGACGUUGGGGGCCGUGGACGACAGAUAUCCGAGGAGGGUGUUUUGCGAGGUUUGCGGGUAUUGGGGACGCGUCAGGUGUUUAAAGUGCGGGACCAGGGUUUGUGCGUUGGAUUGCUUGGAGACACAUGGGGAGGAGUGUGUGACUCGCCAUGGGCUGUGAGCUGCGGGCUCAGAAUCGCUCUGAGCCCGGCGGUCACGAUGGCUCUCGCCGCUGGAAACUGA